Molecule: messenger RNA, 1713 nt
Organism: Myzus persicae (green peach aphid)
Lineage: Eukaryota; Metazoa; Arthropoda; Insecta; Hemiptera; Aphididae
Gene: EMC8-9
Product: ER membrane protein complex subunit 8/9 homolog
Exons: 4
Coding region: 189-827 (212 amino acids)
Cellular component (GO): EMC complex
Source: RefSeq, a predicted model, not a curated record
AGGCGAUGGCAAUUAUAGUGUAUACUGCAUAGAUCGCUGGUACUUUACUGUUAUUUACUAGUUAUUUAAUCUAUUCUGUGUUAUUACAAUAAGUAUUAAGUAGUGACUAAACAUAUUUUACUGAAAAUUGUAAUCAACCCCUUUUAUAUUUCUUUUCAAUAGUUCAUUCCCUCUAUCUUCUAUUGAUAAUGUCGAAAGUGUCUUUUUCGACGUUGGCGUAUUGUAAAAUGGUUGCCCAUGCUGCCAAAUAUCCUCACUGUGAAGUAAACGGAUUACUUGUCGCCGAGAACUCUACUAAGGGCGAUAAGUUGGUUAUAGUGGACACUGUUCCAUUGUUCCAUCAGUGCCUUCAUGUGUCACCGAUGUCAGAGAUCGCCUUGAUGCAAAUCGAUCAAUCGGCCAGUACAUGCAAUAUGUACAUUGCCGGCUAUUAUCUAGCUAAUGAAACGCUGGAUGAUUUAAGUUAUGAUAAACCAGCCCAUAAGAUUAUGGAUAAGAUUGUUGAACAUGAGACAGAUGUCUGUAUGGUUGUGAUCAAUAAUCGGUUAAUGGAGUUAAAUCAAAAAGAAAGUGCACUGUUAGUGCACACUCAAGAUGAUGGAAAAUGGAAACGUCUGAAUAACUCAAACGUGCAAAUAGAAAAUGUAACAUUGGCAGCUGCAUCAGCUGUAUUACAACAACAGUUGUAUAAUAAUUUGGUAGAUUUUGACAAUCACUUGGAUAAUUUGUCUUUAGACUGGCUCAAUACAGAAUUUUCUAACUGUGUGGAAAGAACAUCUGGACAUGAUAUGGGAAGAAGGCUGAUGAUUAAUAAAUCAGUUUCUUGACAAUUGGAAUGGGAUGAGGGAAUGAAACAAAUUAAAUUUUGAUUCAUUAAUUUUAGAUGAGCAUUAAGAAUUGUUUUUUAGUUCAAUUAUCAAUAAUUAUCUUGUUUCCAUAUUAUUAUUAAUUAUUUCAAAUGGAAAUGAUGUAAGCAAAACUGUUUUAAAUUUAGUUAUAGAAAAACUUCAAAUUAAUAAUUUAAUUAUUACUAAAAAUAUAUUAUUCCACAUCUGGAAUUCGCCAUUUCUUCUUUCUAAAUAUUGUUUCAUUAUGCUUAAGCUACUUUUAGUAUUUUUAUGUUACUUAUUGGGUUUAUAAUUUAUAAGAUAAAAUUUUUAUUGCAAUUUUAUGUAUAAGACUAUAAUUAUAUAAUAUUUAUAUUCACCAUUUAUAUAGCAUAUAUAAAUAACAGCACAUACAAUUGUGUGUAUUAUGUAGUAAAAAUAUUUAUAUCAGGAACAAUUAACAUUUUUAAGUGUCUUUGAAAUUGUUAAUGGUUUAUGUACAAAAUUUAAAGGUAUUAAGGUAUACAUUUAUGUAUGUUAAGUAAUUUACAGUCAGCUUUUGUUUUUGUUUUAUAAUUUAUACUUAUUAAAUAAGUAUAUUUUAUAAGUUAUCUUAAAUUUAUAUAAAAUAUUGAUUAAGUAAUUUUUAGGUCUUGGUAAACGUUUUUUAUGUUGUAGACAUAUAGUUGCAUAUGUAUUUAUGAAUCACACUGGAUAAUUUUUUUCAAAGUAAAUAAACACCGAGAAAUUCGUUAUUUUUUAAGUAUUAGUAUGUAUUAUAAGCCAUAAAAUCCAAAAUGAUUUUAAAUUUUAGGUAUAUCAAGUUCUACGUUUUUAAUAUGACAAAUUUGAUGAUUAAGUAAUAAAUUUAAUUUCUAUUCCUUAA